Molecule: messenger RNA, 618 nt
Organism: Bombyx mori (domestic silkworm)
Lineage: Eukaryota; Metazoa; Arthropoda; Insecta; Lepidoptera; Bombycidae
Gene: fau
Product: fau protein
Source: RefSeq, marked provisional
CGCGAGUGAAACCCGAACGAUAACACGAGCAUUAACCAUGGUAUACGAGAGUGACUUCUACACGACGCGUCGGCCCUACAGGUCCACCUACAGCGUGACGACGCCGCGGCACUACGUGGUGGUGGACCGCGACCCGAUCGCGCCACGUCGUGCCGAGGAGCAGUACUCGUACUCGUACUCGAGCACAAGCCAGCGCUCGGCGGGCAGCGGCCUGCCUCAGCGCAGCUCGUACAGCAACACGGUGGAGCGCCGCACCGGCAGCGGCCCCGGGGGCUACUCCUACACCAGCGAACGCUCCAGCAACCUCGGCGGUCCCGGAGGCUACUCCUACUCGUCCACCAGCAGCGGCCGCCUGCCCUACGGCACCACUUACCGUCACUACUCUUAUCGCGUUUAGCGUCCCGGCUCCCGACCAGCCCCUAGCCUGUCCUAACUCCUAACCCCGUUCCGGCACCCUCUCUUGUAACCACAUAAUCAGUAUUCGCUGUAACGCAAUGUGAUCGCUCUACUUUAAUACGACAAGUGGACGUGGAUCUAGCUUUCUAUGUAAUUUAUUAUAGUUAAAAUUAUUAUUUAUGUGAUUUAGACUGAAAUUUAAUAAAGCUUGCGACUUUCUAA